Messenger RNA from Trematosphaeria pertusa, 5128 nucleotides. RefSeq lists its product as uncharacterized. Bases 1 to 4890 code for a protein of 1629 amino acids. The record is from RefSeq and is a predicted model, not a curated record. NCBI's taxonomy places the organism in Eukaryota, Fungi, Ascomycota, Dothideomycetes, Pleosporales, Trematosphaeriaceae. The transcript is spliced from 2 exons.
AUGACGAGUCCGCUUGACUCAGCUAUGUUACGGUCCUCCUCGCCACGUGAAGUCGCUGAAUAUCUACGACAAGCGCUCAACAACUCCUCUAAUGCAGAAAUUACACGCCAGCUCAUCUCCCUCGUCGAGAUCGGCUCCCAUCCGCCCUCAAUUCUCCAGAUAUGGCUCAGCAUCUCGCCCUCGCAUUCCACCCUCCAACAAACAUUGAAGCAAAAGGCAUCGAUCGAGGUCCGCGGAUUAGCGAUCAAACACCUUCAGAAAAUGCUCACCUCUUCGCAAUGGCAGGAGACAUGGGAUGGGCUUGGCGGCGUGCCAGGUUUGCUUGACAUAUUCCACGACCUUUCGGUUCGAGAAGUCAGGGGAGCUUGUCUGGCAAUCGGAUUCAGCGCCAGAGGUGGCGAUGUGGAUAGGAAAAGAGCCGUGUUCACUGAGCUGUUCAAAUCACUGCUUCCACGCCUCUUUCCGGACGCCUCUCUCAAAACUUCGGAUCAUCGACCACUACUGAAACAUUACCAGCGCCUUGUACUUGGGUGUACCGAAGAUGUAGUCUCUAGCGUCCUCGAUGGUAUCGCUGACGUAAAGUGGACCCGCCUUCGCCGUAAUGCCAUCAUGCAGUAUCAUGCCGACACUCUACGAAAACUUGCACUCCGUUACGUCUUCGAAGGUUAUCCCUCCGGAGAAAAAUGGCUGUCCCCUCUUCUGUCGGGUUUUCCUCCAGAGACGACAUCUGAACCUGGAGUCUCAACCUCUAUGGCAUUUUCGUUACAAGUUCUACGAAGGCUGGCGCGGGAAGAGCCAGACAAACUCUCGGAUGAAUACUUCCUUAACAGCCUAGUCGAGCCACUUUUGACGCGAGCUGUAAGAAAAAGGGUGGACUGGGUAAAGAUACAAGAGAUCGUUGAUCUGACGUUACCUUAUCUGGAGAGACAUUCCGGUAUGGCCAGGAAACUCCAUCGUCAUCACCAUGGGCUCCUCCACUUGGUUGCGCUCUGCUGGUCGCGCAGAUCCGAGAUGUUCGAGAGCCAGUUUGGUUUUCUUCUCUCCUAUAGCCACGAAGGCAUGGAGAACGUGGGGAUCGGACGGUUUAAGCCCUUGAUGGAGGGUGUUCCCAAGUCGAGACGUUAUACGCUGUUAAGGUUCUGCAUGCAGGUUGUUAGCGGUCGAGACUUGGAUGUCGAGGCCGACUUCCAAGGAAUGAACAGAACACUGACGUGCAGCUUGCUGGGGAAGCUACCCGCCCAGGACGCUCUUGGCUUGUUUACUCGCAUGCGGAAAACAAACGGCGAUGUCAACCUUGUUUGGAAGCGCUAUGAUCAUGUUACAGUUCUAGACGAUGGUCCUACACCCGACAGCGCUAGUGGCGAUCCGGACAUGUUUCAGACUGUUCUUCUGCAGAGGAGCGGCCAUCAGAAGGCAGCUGAAGAUAUCGCCGAACGACUUGGCCAAGCUCGGAGAAAAUCGGCAAUGUCGAGCCCAUCACCGGAGCAGCGAGCAUUUUUUGCCCGGACUGCACUGCAUUAUGCCAUUGCUAGCGGAUCCUUGAAGUUGUGCAAGGAAGCUUUUGAAUGGGCGCGUCGGUUCAAACGGGACCCUCUCACCGCGAAGGAGCUCCACCAUUUCUACCCUCAGGAACUCACGACACUCCUUUCUGGCAUUCCUGAAGUAAUUGAGCCAGGUAUAGCAUCCUCGGAACUUCGUCAACGCGUCAAGGCUGCGAAUCAAAUCAUGGAGGAACUGUUCGACACGUUGUGUUCAGCCUUGCGUGAGCCCUCCUUCUCCGUGGGCAAUUGGAGCGGCUGUAUUAGGCUUUUCUUUUCAGUGGUGCAGGAGCGUAUUCGACGCUCGUCUCAGCUAAAAUCGUUUCUAAACCUAUCUGACGCACAAUUAUACGACAUCCUCUGGGACGACACAGGAACGAUGCUUGUGGCAGUGGAGGAGAAAGCACUGGCACCUGGUCACGAGCGAUUGUUGGGGCAGUCCGUCGGAGGGAUCCUGGGUUAUUACCAAUCUCUUCCAACUACUCUCAAAGCGGAGGAACCGUCCACCUAUCAUUUCUUCGAUGAGCUAGCAAAGGCACGGGACGACCUCUGGUGCAAGUAUCGCAGAACUAUUCAUCCGGCAAUUACAACCUUACAUGAACCCUUUCCACGCGGACUCCCUGUUCAGCAUCUCAUCGAACCAUACAUUUUGGAUAACCCGGCUCUGGAGUCUCAAGCGCCUUAUAUUGCAUCUCGCGUGAAGGCAGCCGUAUUCCCUCAUCCGGCCCUUGCCCUUAGUCCUAUUCCCAAAGAUGAAGAAACCCAGGCUGCCAUUGGGAGGUUUAUUGAUGAUUACGCUUCUGCUUUGAGGAUGCUCGUUCCAACGACACUAGAGGACGACGAGAGAAAGGACCGAAUCGAGCGGGCAUGGGCUCACGCAACCGGUCCGCUGAGCGAAACCCGUAUGAGCGCAGAGGAAGCAGUCCGUUAUUGGCAGAAGACGGAACUCACGCAAGGCCGGUACAUUCACUUUGGGCCACUCAAACCUCCAGCCGAGGAUGAACCUGAAGAAUGGCGUCUGCUUCCAAAUGCCGACAAUCCAGCCGAAGUCGAGGAAUGGAACCCCCUGCCACCUCCAAAACCCGCAAUUAAGCCAAGGGAACUGGAGACGCUGACCUAUAUCGAUGUUUCCAAACACAUAGGUACGAAGUCCGCAUACGGCAAGAUCACAGUUCGUUCCACACUGGAACUGUACCCAGCUGUGAUUCCGGCGCCAGAAAUCCAGAUAGACUGCAUAUGGUCUUGGCAACAAAACGAACGAGCGAAAGGACACCCUGCAAUGCGAGAAGGCCAGAUCAUAUCCGCACUGCUCUUUCUGGAUACUUUCAACUCGUCUAAAAUGCGUAUCUUGUCCAAGCCAUUCCCUUCGGAGGAAGACGCUCGAUAUCCUUCGGUCUAUCUCGAUGAGCAGUUCCUGUCGAAGGCACUCCGUGCUCACAUCAAGCAUGUGCCCACGCCUGUACUGGCGCAGGUCGCGGAUAAUACCAUGAAAACUCUCGAGGUCGCAGAUCCUAAGGCUACGACCUUCGCCGAGCUCGAGCGACUGGCGUUUAUGCUUAUUGAGCUUCUUGCUCAGAGUGAUAGGCCGGGGCUUGCUUCAGAGCUGGCAAUUCGCGCCGUAAUACAACGACCGGACUCUAGCUCCUGGCAUCGGCGACUCCUCUCCCGCGGCUUCUUCCAGCAGCUUCCAGAAUCGGACGCACAUGCCUGCAUUUCUGCCUUCGCAAAUGCUAUUAUCGAAAGAAUGGAGGAGCAAGCCAAGGCAAAGGACGCGCCCAGGCCGGUAGCUGCUAACGCCGAAGCGGCUUCGCCGCCAGCGGAGAGUACCUCGGAAGCGAAUGGGCUGCCUUUCAUCAAGAUCACUACCGUCAAACUUCUAGCUCAGCUUCUUAAUAGCGCGGAUUACGUUCCGGAAGAGGUCGCACUAUCCACUCUAUCUAAGCUAAUUGAGAAAGCUUCCCACGUCGAUAUCCGGUACGCUGUCGUGGAAAGUCUCCUCAACAUGCUUAUAUCAGCUCCGCCGGAGCUCACUGAGAGGAUUCUCGCGGCACUCAAAACCGUAGUACCCAUUGCAGGCAAUCUGCGUGAACGCCAACCAAUAUCUGAAGCUGACUGGACUCGCGCCACCGAAACGCUCGAGCUCCCUGAACUCGAUCCCGCGCACUCUGCAGAGACUCACGCCCCCAUACUGACCUCGCUCAUCGCAUUCUUGAGGCGCCAACCAGAAGAAGCGCCAGACUUUCCUCACCGCGCCGCGUACAUGGAGCGAGUUAUUCUGCCCACCGUUACCGGCCUAAAGAAGCAGGUCGGUAGAUGGAAUUCCCUCUUCCUGCGCAAAUUCGGCAUCGACGUCGCCGCUCAAAGCGAGCUUAAGGUUCCUCUCAUGCCCCGCGAGAAGGACAUUUUGCAGGACCUCCUGGCAGCCGGUUCUUCUCAUCUCCCGCUGUCCCUGCUAGAGGAAUACGUUGCGUACGUGACCUUUACCGUCGCGCCUCCACCUCCCAUCCGGACCCUGAAUAAGAAACUCCAAGACGACUCUAAAUUAAGUAGCCAGUCCGACGUACGGGCAUGGCUCUCCCGCUAUGGCAUGGGCCCCGCAAUAAUUGCCGACAGCCACACUAUGAGCCUCACCACCCUCCUGCGUCACUCUUCGCAACUCAAAGGCCAAAUUACUCCGAAAGCCGUCCAAGCACAGUUUCUCACACUCUAUACAGCCGUGCUCUGGAACGACGACGAGAAUUUCUACUGCCUUGACAAGCUCACGCGCCCACUCUGGCCUUUCUCCACGCGUGAUAAGAUCGACAAGGAGUGGGCUGAGUACUACAAACCCAUCGUCGAGGCCAUGGUUCUAUACGUAGAAGGCAUACGCACAAGAGACUGGGAGCGCGAUCCAGGGCGCAGGCCGAAAGUGCUGCCAGAUACAUUCGAGUACCGGAUGUGGCUUCUCCAAUACGCUGCUCAGCACUCCUCUUCCUCGGAGGACCCCGAAGCGCACAGCAAGGCCUUCUCAGAGCGCGUCUCGAAGGUCGUCGAGCAGAUUUCCGGCUCCAUGUACCACAAGAAGUUUGCCCGGCUCAAGGAGGCAUUGGAAUACGUACAGGGCGAUGAUCGAGUGCGCGUGGCGUGCUCUUUAGGAGAUAUUAGUAAGACGCGGUUGAGUUGGCUGACCAAACUGGAUCAUUUGAGGGUGGAGCUUGCGGCUGAGAUGCUCAUGGGACUCAGAGAUGAGAUGGAGGAUAUGGAGCUGAAGAAGAGGGUGGAAACGUUGAGGUUGUCUUGGCAGAAAGCUGAGAGUGAGGAGGUAAGAAGGUUGGGAUUUAGGUUGGGUGCCUAUGCUACUUGGUUAGCGUAGGAGGGAGUAGAAUGCUGCCCAUGUACAUGCUGCACUCGCAAUCUCAACUCAGAAAGGUGAACGAGAGGAUACUGUCCGCUUUGAAAGAGAUGGAGCUACCUAGGAGAUUAAAUUCUCUGGAUUACUCGCGCAGACAGCUAAGUCAGUGUCCGUCUAAUUCGCCACACACCCAUAUGAACAUAUGCUACCGCUGUCACCUCCAUCAUUUACUUGCUCUGUGCAAGGAACGCCUGCACUC